Molecule: messenger RNA, 3531 nt
Organism: Seriola aureovittata
Lineage: Eukaryota; Metazoa; Chordata; Actinopteri; Carangiformes; Carangidae
Product: serine/threonine-protein kinase SBK1
Exons: 4
Coding region: 227-1204 (325 amino acids)
Biological process (GO): peptidyl-threonine phosphorylation; peptidyl-serine phosphorylation
Molecular function (GO): protein serine/threonine kinase activity; ATP binding
Source: RefSeq, a predicted model, not a curated record
GCUUCAUGCGGGGCAGUGAAAAGCUCUCAGGUCCACUCUGCACGCUGAUCCAUGAAGGUGGAAGACCGACAUUCAGCCUGCGCUUCUACAGCAUAUUGAUUAGCAGCAUAUUAGAUUAGCAGCUGUAAGCAUGGUGGUGUGAGUGUGUGUGUGUGUCAUUUGGUGUGUUUGGUUUGCCUAUUUUCAGACUCCAGUGACUGUGUUGGGAACCGACAACGAAAAAGAGAUGAUUGAACUGGGCCUCGCUGAUGGCAGCCUUAUCGAUGAGCUGAUGGAGCUGACGGCUCAGAGCCUCGGCCACCUGGAGAUCCAGGAGCACUUCAACAUCAUCAAGGAGAUUGGCAGAGGGAAAUACGGCAAAGUGCUGCUGGUCACACAUCGCUUCAGGGGGACGCCCAUGGCCUUGAAAGUGAUGCCCAAAGCCUCAACUAAGCUGCAGGGCUUUCUGCGAGAGUACUGCAUCUCCUUACACCUGUCCUGCCACCCCUGCAUCGUGGGCCUCUUUGGCAUUGCCUUCCAGUCUAAUGAACACUACUGCUUCGCACAGGAGCUUGUCAUUGGGAGGGACUUGUUUGCUGUCAUCCAGCCAAAGGUGGGUAUUCCAGAGUCUUCUGUAAAACGCUGUGUCCUCCAGAUCGCCAGUGCUUUGGAGUUCAUCCACAGCCAUGGUCUGGUCCAUCGUGACGUCAAGCCUGAGAACAUCCUCCUGCUGGACAGUCAUUGCUGCCAGGUCAAGCUGGCAGACUUUGGCCUGGCCCAGAAGAGAGGCACCAUGAUACGAUUCAUCACAGGAACCCUGCCCUACAUGGCCCCAGAGCUUUGUAGCGUGGCCCUGCAGGAGGGUGAGAAAGAAGCGUCUGCCCCUCCACUUAGUGUGGAGCCGAGCCUGGACACCUGGGCUUUUGGAGUGGUUAUCUUCUGCAUCCUCACGGGCUACUUCCCCUGGGAGCGCUGCAUGGACUCAGAUGACUUCUACCAGGAGUUUGCUGACUGGUGCAGAAUGGAGGAGAGGCCCAACACUGAAGAGGACGUCCCUCCUCUGUGGAAAAGGUUCACCCCAGAUGCCAUGGAGAUGUUUGGUAAGCUCCUGGAUUUGGAUGCAGGGAAGAGGUGUACAGUGGGGGAAGUGAGAGCCUAUGUGGAGAAGGACUGGCUGAAGAAGGCACCUGAGAGCGAGCAGCAGCAAACCACAGAAAAAGAAUAAUCUUUGGCAUAGUGAGGUGGAGGAACAUCCUAAUGCUUAGUGACUUGUAUUCCUGUGUUACUGCAUAAUCUAUAGCUUCCUUAAGCCUUAGUAUCAUUUGAGUCAAUAGUUGUGUCCCAAUUCAGGGUCUGCAUACGAACAUAUGGCCUUUCAUAGCCGUUACAGACGAAGGCCGAACCGAAAUGAGACUGUCUGGCUCACAGAGGGUUUCCGCUCCCAUCGCCUAGCAACCUUGACAACAUGUAACUUUUUUUUUUACAAAAACUUGAGGUUUCAAGGCCGUUGAUUUUUACAGUUGCAUCAUUACUGGCGCACAAUGAAUCCUGGGAUAGGUUGGAGCCUCUGUUGCCUGGUAAAAGAAGCUGCAUCUGAAGGAGCCUUCAAAGUCGGACAACCAUCGGUCUUUAAAUACUGCCUCCGAAGGAUGUGGCCCCUGAGUUGGGACACAGCUUCUAUUAUAAAGGCCUUAAAGUGCCUGAUAUCCAGCAUGCAUGGUCAUGUAUACAGUGUCCAUAUAAAAGAUAGUUUAAAAGGGAUGUGCUGGUAGCCAAAUGAUUCAGACAUAACAAAUGUAACUGCAGUAUCCCUGAUUCGAUUCCAGCUGACAAACUCUCUCUCCCCUUGUAUCCUCCUCAAUAAAGUGUUUGAGAAAAAAAAGGACGUGACAGAAACAAGACUCCACAGAUGGUGUUUUUUCAGAAAUGAUUAAGUCUGUGGUGACUGAGAAAAGUAGCUCACUAAGUGGUACUGAACUAAUGAGUAAUUUAAAUUAUUCAAAUGAGUAAAUUAAAAGAAAAAUGAAUUUGAAUUUCAUGAAUGAAUAUUUCAGUUUCAGCUCCUGCUCUGUUCAGUACAUGUGGUGUGAAAUUACUACGCUUUAAUUAUUCGGAUGUGAUGCAGGAUAUGAAGCCAUCACAUUUUUCAUACUGUGACUUUAAAGUUCUGUGUUAAGACAUUUUUACAGCAAAGGACGAACUGUUUGUUGUCACUGGGUCAACCAGAGACUGGAUUGUUUGCAGUUAGAUCAUUGUCAUAUACAUUAUUAACUUUGACAUAUGGGAUUUAUUAUUUUUGUGUGAAUUAGCAUGUCCUCUUGUUUACUUGCAGGUCAGCUCAAGUUCACUGAUAGAUUUUGCCCUAAACUGCAACAUAUCUUACAGUCUGAGAUUUGAUAUAAAUGCUGGAUGCAUGUAUAUUAAUUAUAAGCUGUCCAAGAUAAACUUUUAUCGUAUUGAAAGUGUCUUUUUAUUUUGUUAUUGUUUUUGGUUUUUUUUCAUUUUUCUUUUGUCAAACUCAUGACUAUACGACACCUAUUUUGGAUUUAAAAAGAUCAUGUAUCAUUGUACAGAGCAUUGUAUGUAUGGGCAUGCCGUGAAAGCAUGUAGAAGGAAAAUCAAAUAAAACCUAUGCAUCCAUCCACUCUCUUUUCAGCCACCCUCUCAGGCAGAAAACAUAUAAUCCUCUUCGAAGCCAGCUCCAUGACCCGACUCAGAUCUCUGGUCCAGCUGGUUCUCCACUGACAGACUUCGUGCCGUUGUCCAGCAUGUCAGUCUCUGAGGAGGACAGCCUCCAACUUGGCUCGAAGUCUGAACCUGCUUGCCCCCCCCCCCCCAUCAUCCUUUACAGCAUAUUUAGGGCAUUACACUAACCAGGGUCAUCUUUCCACUGACCCCUGGACUUGACACAAUAUAUUACAGACACUAAUACAGCCAAGGCAAAUCCAACCGCAAAGCCUGUGUUGGCAUUUGACUCACAAACUAUCUGUGCUGGUGUUCACACACAUAACAGAGCCUGUGUUUAGAAAGAUUAAAAUAAUGUUUUGCAUGCCGGUUCUGUGUAAUAAGGUGUUAAAGACAGUAUAUUAAUGUGAUUGACUUUUAAGGUUUAGCCUUUCGAAAAACAAAAAUUAAAAACACAAUAUUUAAUUUUUCUAAGCUUCAGAACGCAGAUUUUUUUUUUUUUAAGUUUUGCACAAGUGUGAGAGAUUGUGCUUUCCUGUUGAAUCUAACAGUGCAAACUCUUAAUGUUAGACGAAAGAGAUUAAUAUAAUUUCCAAGAGGUCUAGUCUUAUCAGCACAUGAUUUCCGUUGCAUGUCAAAUAAAGAUGGUUUUGUGCUCUUAGGAGAGGCACUGUGGUCAUGGUCUUAUCUAAAUGGCUGUCACGUUUCUGGAGGACUUCAAGUACACGUGAAUAAAUCAUCAUGCACUGUAAAAGAUGGAUGCACACGUCUUUGUAAACAGGGCCGUUGGUGUCCCAGGCCAGGUAUACUUGUUGUAGUUGUGUAUUGUGUACACCUGCUUUACAGACUGGAUGUCCUUGUAUCAAC